This is a messenger RNA of Oreochromis niloticus (Nile tilapia), 1494 nucleotides long. Its product is annotated as L-selectin-like. NCBI's taxonomy places the organism in Eukaryota, Metazoa, Chordata, Actinopteri, Cichliformes, Cichlidae. The record is from RefSeq and is a predicted model, not a curated record. Bases 84 to 665 code for a protein of 193 amino acids. The transcript is spliced from 4 exons.
UCUGUGUGUCCUCUUUAAAAGGAAAAUGGUGGGAUUUUCAGUGCAGAGAGAAGCUCCAGUUUAUUUGCUACAGAGGAUCUCAGAUGAACCCUGAGUUUGAUUUGGUGGAUAAAGAAAUGAGUUGGUCCGAUGCUCGAAGGUACUGCAGGGAGAACUUCUUGGACCUGGCCACUGUCAAGAACCCCGGAGAGAACCAACAAGUCCAUGAAAAGGCUCAGAGUAAAAGGGUGUGGAUUGGCCUGCACAGAGAGCCACACAUUUACUGGUCUGAUGGCACAAAGUACUCAUUCUCAAACUGGGCCAGUGGGAUGAACCCGUUUAGGGGUAUGAGUAAGAUCUGUGCAGCUCUGACUCGUUCAGGAGAAUGGAAGACUUUGUCCUGUGAAACAAGAUUACCAUUUGUCUGCUACAGCCUCCCUACACCUGUAAAGAGGCAGGUAGUGAAGCUCACAGUACAUGUGGAGGACCCUCCUGUGGAUCUGAAUGACUCUGCUGUGAAAGCAGAACUGCUGACAAGGGUGAAGGAGCAGCUGAAGAAGAAAGGAGUGGGUGGAGUCAGUGUGAGGUGGAGAGUGCAGCCGUAUGGGGAAGCUCUUGGCUGGAGAUGGAAGAAGAAAGAAGACUCUGAGAGAAAAAGAAAAUGUUUCAAAAGCUUUUCUGCUUGAAUCAUGUGACAGCCAAUUAAACUUUAUUAUCCACACGUCAUUCUCCCAGCUGUGUCUGAGCACAGAUGUGGGCUAACAUCUGUUUUUAGGCUCUUCUGUCACAGUGUUUGUGGGCGUGGCCUCUUCUUUGGCUUUCAUACAGAUAAAUGCAGACGUGUUUGUGAGCUACAGGUUUCUGCUGACACAUGUUCACUUUUGGAAAUCAGAGGGACAAACAUGCUCUCCAACAGCUGGUCACCCCAGUCACCGUGGAAACAAGCACAGGAAAUACAGCAGGCUGAAACUGUCACGGUCCUGGCUCUUUGAGUUUCUGGACUUUGUGUUUAUUAUUAAAUAUUUUCUAUGUGAUUAUUAGUUUGCUGAUUGUUUCUAUUUCAUCUUCGUGUUAUUCCUCAGUGUUUCAGUCUGGAGGGUUUAUUUCCAGUUACUGUUGAUGUUGCUUUAUUUUAUUCCUUCACUGUUUCCCGUCUCAUCCUCCUGUGAUAAGUUCCUUCAUGUGUCUGUACUUGUACUGUCAUGUACUUAUGGUUCGCCCUUCCUGUUUUAUUUUUUUGUCAUUGUUUUAAAUCACAUGACAGAAACCAGCGACGGCCAAAUAAAGCUUUAUGAAGCAUUGAAGCUCGUAUUUUAAAAAGGGUUUGUUACUCAAAGCUUUCUAACACAGUCCUCUUUUGUGGCAUCCAGUGGACAAAAUGCAAGGAGCAGCUUGAAUCUACAAAUUAAAAUGAGCUGCUUCAUUAUGAUUGUCUACUCUGCAGAGCUAAGUUGGCAGCUUCUAUUCAAUAUCAUGUUACAGUUCUGAUAUCGGGCUACUGUUUAUGUUUUCUGA